Mycotypha africana is the source of this 1829-nucleotide messenger RNA. RefSeq names its product major facilitator superfamily domain-containing protein. The record is from RefSeq and is a predicted model, not a curated record. Gene Ontology annotation, molecular function: transmembrane transporter activity. The transcript has 8 exons. NCBI's taxonomy places the organism in Eukaryota, Fungi, Mucoromycota, Mucoromycetes, Mucorales, Mycotyphaceae. Gene Ontology annotation, biological process: transmembrane transport. The coding region runs from base 200 to 1681 and encodes 493 amino acids.
CCCUGACCGACACUAUACAUCGCUCUAUUCUCAAAUCGAGCUGCCCCGGGGCAAUUUUCUGAUAUGUAGUUUACCCUUAAUGCAUUGGAUUAUUGGAAGCAUUUUCAACAUCCGAUUCUGAUCAAAAAAAUAAAAACUUUUUUUAUCAGAUUAGGGAUUCUGCCAUUUUGUUUCGUUUUUAGAGAAGUAGUCUGUCGACAUGACGUACCUCAAUUCGUUGAUGUUGCUGAAAAUCCCUGUUACAAAAGAUCCAAGACUGUUACCAGUUUGGAGAAAAAGAGUAUUGCUUGGUCUUGUUUGUUUCAUUGCCAUUAUACCUGGAUUUUGUUCUACUAUUUAUUUACCAGCACUUGAAGAAGUAACAGCACAAUUGAAUAGUCCGUCUAUUAUGGUGACACUUAGCAAUUCAUUGUACAUGUUAUUUAUGGGUAUUGCACCUAUUUUCUAUAGUAGUAUCAGUGACCACUGGAAGGUACGCCGACCGGUGUAUUUCUUCUCCAUUAUCAUCUAUACGGUGGGUUCUUUAGUUGCUUGUUUUGUGCACGAUAUUGAAGCAUUAUUGGGCAUGAGAAUUCUGCAGGCUGUUGGUAUUUCUGCGGCUUGGGCUAUUGGGGCAGGAACUGUCGCUGAUAUCUAUGAGGUUCAUGAACGUGGCAACGCUUUAGGAAUUUAUUUCACAGGUUCGUUUGCUGGUCCACUUUUCGGCCCACUUUUUGGAGGGUAUUUGGUUGAAAGAUGGGGUUGGCGAUCUGUAUUCUGGCUAUUAUUUGUUAUUGGUUGCAUUUUGUUACUGCUUGUAUUUUUUGCAAUGGAAGAAACGUAUCGUCAAGAAAGCAUCUGGGGAAAAGAAUGUAAAAUUGUGAUGCACAGUUUGACAGAUAGUACUCCCGACUAUCCUUUACAAUCUGCCGUUGAGAAGCGAUCAGCAACACCAAUCAUUACUGAUACUGCCGAAGAUAUGUCCUCAAGCGGAACGCUUUUAGUUGAAGAAAAGACUAUUGUUGAAUCUGAAAUAAUGAAUCCUUUAUCUGCACUUGCUUUACUUCGACAUCCCUUUGUAUUGAUAUUUUCAAUGGCUACCGGUUUUGCAUUUGGUGGAAUGUUUGCUAUUGAGAAUAUGCUCCCCACUCUUUAUACCAACACUUACGGAUUUAGCAGUGGUUCUAUCGGUCUAUCAUUUCUUUCACCUGGCAUUGGUGAAGUCCUCGGUUCGCUGUUUUCAGGCAGGAUAUCUGACGUUUUUCUGAAUAGAGCCAAAUCAAAAAGGGAUGGCGUUGCAUUGCCUGAAGAUCGACUAGCUCCCAACGUUUGGCCAGCCGCCUUUUUUCUAAAUCCUCUCACAUUUUUCUUAUGGGGCUGGCCUGUUCAAUUUGGAUGGAAUGUGUGGGUAUCCGUUAUCAUGUUUGGUCUACAAUGUUUUGCCAUGGUGCAAAUCUUUAAUCCUUGCAUGGCCUAUUUGGUAGAUGCAGUGACGGAUCGCGGUGCUAGCGUCACUGCGGCUGCCAAUUUGGUGAGGAUGAUAUGGGCUUGCGUCCUCAGUCUGAUAGCUAAUCCUAUGACAGAAGCUGUUGGUCCUGGUUGGGUUACAUUUUUCUUCGGCAUGCUCAAUCUUGUCUGGGCUUUCUUGAUAUUGUUAAUGAAGAUCAAGGGGCCAAAGAUACGAGCUUAUUCAGGUUACUAAACUGUGCUUCUAACUUAAUAUAAAAGCAUAGCUUUAAUAUUCAAAUAUACCAUUUAUUACUUAAUUAUAUAUUCAUAGACCUUACUGUAUAAUAAUUAGAGAUAUUUUACUUCUUUAUUAAAGACGAAAACAACAGUCUAUUUCCCGU